Molecule: messenger RNA, 3690 nt
Organism: Otolemur garnettii (small-eared galago)
Lineage: Eukaryota; Metazoa; Chordata; Mammalia; Primates; Galagidae
Gene: RPGRIP1
Product: RPGR interacting protein 1
Exons: 24
Coding region: 1-3690 (1229 amino acids)
Biological process (GO): non-motile cilium assembly; retinal rod cell development
Cellular component (GO): photoreceptor connecting cilium
Molecular function (GO): thromboxane A2 receptor binding
Source: RefSeq, a predicted model, not a curated record
AUGACACAUCUGAUGGACCAUACAUCAGGGGACCUGCCAGUUAGAGACACAGAUGCCAUACCUCUGAUGCUAUCAGGGUCAAAAGGUAAGAAUAUAAAAACUCCACCACCCUUGAGCAGGAUGAGCUGGGAAGACUUGGAGGACAGGUUCUUUCGACUUCAUGAAGAGCAUCUGUUAGUGAAGGAGCUUUCUUGGAAGCAACAGGAUGAGAUCAAAAGGCUGAGGACGACCCUGCUCCGGUUGAACGCGGCCGGCCGGGACCUGCGGGCGGAGGCGGCGGCGGCGCAGCUCUCGGAGCCCGCGAGGCGGCGGCGCGACGCGGGGAGGCGGCAGCGCCUCUCCAUGCACCAGCGCCCCCAGAUGCACCGGCUGCAAGGGCUGUUCCAGCGCGUCGGCCUCUCUGCUCCCCGCCGCCCGCAGCCUCGCGUCUACGUGGGACACAGACAGCUUCACACCGCUGGUGCUCCGGUGUCCGAGAAACCCAAGAAGGGGUCGAGGGACAGGCUAAGCUACACAGCCCCUCCUACGUUUAAGGAGCACGUGACAAAUGAAAACAACAGAGGUGAAAUGUCUGGUGAACCCAGUGAACCUAUGUUUGAAUUCAUGGGUCUAUGCAUGUCAAACAGUGCCCACAUUAUGGCCAGCAAUACUGUGCAAGUGGAAGAACCACCCAAGUCUCCUGAGAAAAUGUGGUCUAAAGAUGAAAAUUUUGAACAGAGAAGAUCAUUGGAGUGUGCUCAGAAGGCCGCAGAACUUCGAGCUUCCAUUAAAGAGAAUGUAGAGCUGAUACGACUUAAGAAGCUCUUACAUGAAAGGAACACCUCAUUGGUAGAGACAAAAGCACAAUUGACAGAAGUACAAGAGGCACAUGAAACCUUGCUUCAAAAGAAGGAGGGAAUCCUGAGUGCAGCCCACGAUGCUCUCCUCAGUCAAGUGAAGGAGCUCAGGGCAGAGCUGAAGGAGGAAAGCAAGAAGGCUGUGAGCUUGAAGAGCCAGCUGGAAGAUGUCUCUAUCUUGCAGAUAACUUUAAAGGAGUUUCAGGAGAGAAUUGAAGAUCUGGAAAAAGAACGAAAAUUGCUGAAUGAAAAUUACGACAAACUCUUAGAAAAAGUUUCAAUUUUCUGGAUUAUUUUUUCUCCAGCCCAAAACAAGGACCUGAAGCUUGAAAUCACCAACAUGCUUCAGAAGCAUAAACAGGAAAUAGAGCUCCUCCAAAAAGCAUCCGCAAUUUCCCAAUUUCCAGACGUGCAAUCUGAACCAGCCACUCACUCAGAGGUAAGAGCCUCUUUAAACAAACUUCCCAGUGAACCAAAAAACCAAGAAGAAAACAAACUGUCCCGGAUGUUAAGUGAGUUGCAAGUAACCCAUGCAGAGACCACAUUGGAGCUAGAAAAGACCAGAGACAUGCUCAUUCUGCAGCGCAAAAUCAACGUGUGUUAUCAGGAGGAACUGGAGGCGAUGAUGACGAAAGCCGAUAAUGAGAAAAGUGAUCGCCAAGAAAAACUGGAUAGGUUGAAUCAACUCCUAGAUCUCAAGAACAACCGUAUCAAACAGCUGGAAGGUAUUUUAAGAAGCCAUGGCCUUCCAACAUCUGAACAGCUCAAAGAUGUUGCUUAUGGCACCCGACAGUUGUUAUGCCUGGAAACACUGCCAGCCCAUGGAGACGAGAGUGAAGUGGACCUUUCCCUGCUGCAUCAGAGUGAGAAUCUUUUUGAACUGCACAUCCACCAGGCCUUCCUGACAUCUGCUGCCUUGGCUCAGGCUGGAGAUACCCAACCUACCACUUUCUGCACCUAUUCCUUCUAUGAUUUUGAAACCCACUGUACCCCACUAUCUGUGGGACCACAGCCCCUCUAUGACUUCACCUCCCAGUAUGUGGUGGAGAUAGAUUCCCUUUUCUUGCAAUACCUUCAGGGGGCUUCAGCCCGGCUUGAGCUACACCAAGCUGUGGCCAGUGAGCACAACACCCUUGCAGCUGGAUGGAUUUGCUUUGACAGGGUGCUAGAGACUGUGGAGAAAGUCCAUGGCUCGGUCAUACUUACUGGAGUUGGUGGAGAAGAGUUUGGGGUGCUAGAGUACUGGAUGAGGCUGCGUUUCCCCAUAAGACGCAGCCUGCAGGCAUGCAAUAAACGAAAGAAAGCCCAGGUCUACCUGUCAGCCAAUGUGCUUGGAGCCUGGGAGGCCCAGGAGGAUGAGUCCAGAUCAGAGACUUGGAAACCUCAGAAUGAGCUGCGGAUUGAAAUCACCAGGUGCUGCGGCCUCCAGAGUCGAUGUCUGGGAACCCAACCCAGUCCAUACGCCAUGUACCGCUUCUUCACCUUUUCUGACCACGACACUACCAUCAUUCCAGCCAGUAACAAUCCCUACUUUAGAGACCAGGCUCGGUUUCCAGUGCUUGUGAACUCUGACCUGGAUCAAUAUCUGAGGCGGGAAGCCUUGUCUAUAUACGUUUUUGAUGAUGAAGACUCAGCACCUGGCUCAUACCUUGGCCGAGUCCAAGUGCCCUUGCUGUCUCUUGCGCAAAACAAAUCUAUUAAAGGUGAUUUUAACCUCAUCGACCCUGCGGGGAAACCUAAUGGAUCUAUUCAAGUGCAACUGGAUUGGAAGUCUCCCUAUGUACCCCCUGAGCACUUCCUGAAAACGAAAGGUGAGACUGAGGAAAAUGACAGAGAGGACAAUUUUGAGAUAUCAUCUGAAGAAGAGGCUUCCUUUCCUCCCCAGGACCACAAGGCAUCUGCUGAGAUUCCCAUUGAAGCUGACCAACAUCAACCAAAGAAAAGAUUUCUUCAGGUGGGAGAAAGAAAGGAAAAGGAACACCAGGUUGCAAGUUACUCAAGAAGAAAACAUGGCAAAAGAACAGGUGUUCAAGGAAAAAACAGAAUGGAGUAUCUUAGCCGUAACAUCUUAAAUGGAAAUACGUUACAACAGGUGAAUUACACUGAGUUGAAGUUCUCAGGGCUUAAAAUCUCUACAGAUGAUGGUGUUGAAAGACGGCAUGAAGAAGAAGAAAUGAUCCAACAUCUUAGUAAGGUUCAUCUGAAGCAGAAAAAUCCAGCCUCUCCUCUGGCAGGUAAAGUAUCCUGUGAACGAGCUUCUGAGGGCAGUGAAGCACAAACUACAGACAGUGACGACAUAGUGACACCUGUGUUUCAGAACUCUCCUAAGGCAGUUUCAGAGAAGAUGUGCAUUGAAAUUGUUUCCCUGGCCUUCUACCCAGAGGCUGAAGUGAUGUCUGAUGAGAAUAUAAAACAGGUGUAUGUGGAGUACAGAUUCUAUGAUGUACCCUUGUCAGAGACAGAGACUCCAGUAUCCCUGAGGAAACCAAGGCCAGGAGAAGAGAUCCACUUCCAUUUUAGCAAAGUGAUAGACCUGGACCCACUGGAGCAACAAGGCCGAAGGCAAUUUUUGUUCACCAUGCUGAACGGACAAGAUCCUGAGAAAGGAUGUUUAAAGUUUACAGUAGUAAGUGAUCCUAUGGAUGAAGAAAAGAAUGAAUGUGAAGAAGUAGGAUAUGCAUAUCUUGAACUGUGGCAGAUCCUGGAAUCAGGAAGAGACAUUCUAGAGCAAGAACUAGAUAUUGUUAGCCCUGAAGAUCAGGCUACCCCAAUAGGAAGGCUGAAGGUUUCCCUUCAAGCGGCUGCUGCCCUCCAUGCUAUUUACAAGGAGAUGACUGAGGACUUGUUUUCAUGA